GCAAGCAUCUAAACACCAGUUUUGAAAUUUUUACAAAUUUCGUUAUAAAAGUUGUAUAGAAGGCACCAUUUGUAAAGAGUAUCAACGUAAAAGAACGGUUAGUGGAAAUAUUUCCAGCUUUGAGUGUGUUUGAUAUUAAUAUUGAUGAUCAAAUAUUAGAGGAAAAUAACCGAUACUUGAUUAUAUUAUUGAAAAUGGAUGAUACGAUAAACAAAUUUUGGAAAUUGCAUUUUUGCUCUGGCAAACAAUACCAAUAGAAAUGCAACGACGUAAUUCCAGAUUAUGGAUACUUGGAAUCGUCUGGUGAUAGCAGUUAACUCCGGAGAGUAACUGUGGACGGAACGUGCACACUUCACAGAAUUUGUGCUAGGACGAUUUUCGAUAGAUCUAAACACAUCGCACACAGAGAAAUCCGGAUGCCUCAGGGAUAAAUACAGUUUACAAAUGUUUGUUCAAUAACUAAUUUUAGGUAAAACCGCUGAAGUGGAAAUUUGCAUGUUGUAUGUACCAGAGUGAUGGAAUUAAAAUCUCUGCUUUCGAGUGAAACAAAAGGAUGACGAUCUGGUAACGAUUUUAACACGUAAAACCCGUAUAACAAGGGUGGUCUCCUCGUGUACUUUGGAAAUUAGUUUGAUACAUCUCAGAACAAGCUGUUGAUACAACGUGGGGUUACGAUACAUCUAAAACACUAGUCGUUAUGGAGUUACAGAAACUUGGCGUGUCUCUAGCGUAUAAUGUUGUAGAUACAGUGGAGCCCUGUGUUAACUCGUGUUUAUCGCUGACCGGAUGUGUGUCCGCAGAAAUCUGCCGGAAACAUAUAGAGGAUUAUAUUUUCCCGCGUCCUCUGGAAUGGGCCUUUAUUGUCGUGUAUGGAAUUUUGUUCUGUUUUGGUCUUAUUGGAAAUGCCCUUGUGUGUUACGUAAUAUGGCAUAGCCAUCACAUGCAAACUGUAGUCAACAUAUUCAUCUUCAACCUUGCCGUUGCGGAUUUCCUCGUCAUUUUCUUCUGUCUACCGACUACAAUGCUAGCACACAUAACCGAGACGUGGUAUUUUGGGGACAUAAUGUGUAAAAUCAUACCUUUUCUACAGACCACUUCUGUAGCUGUCUCCGUCCUCACACUGAGCGCGAUAUCUGUCGAGAGGUACUUCGCCAUUUGCCAACCACUGAAAGUCAGACUCACCAACCGGACGAUUAUCAAGAUCAUUGUUGUGAUAUGGCUGGCCGGAAUGGCUGCAUCUAUACCGGAAUUAAUUUACAAUAAGCUGUGGGAAAUAGUUCCGCGUCAAGUCACGAAGUAUUUAGUGCACUGUGGAAAGGAGUGGCCGGUAAACUAUGACCAUAAUUACCAGUUAUUUAUUCUAGUUGUCCUCUACUCAAUCCCUAUAUGUCUUAUGGCCUUCACGUAUUCCGUGAUUUCCCGCCAAUUAUGGAGGAACGAUAUUCCUGGAACAGCCGAAACUAAUCAUGUGUGUUCCCGUUCCGGUUCAGCUAUUUCCGGUCCAGAGAGCCAGCUCCAUUCACGUCGCCGAGCUGCGAAGAUGUUGAUGACGAUAGUUGUGGUAUUCGCCGUGUGCUAUCUGCCUGUGCAUAUCCUUAAUCUCAUAAGGUUCACGGAUUCAUUCCUGAGUAUAGAUGAGAAUAUCAUCAUCAACGUUGCUCUCAUCGCCCACAUCCUCUGUUACGUUAACAGUGCGAUCAAUCCCGUCAUCUACAACUUUAUGUCCGCAAAGUUCCGGAAGGAGUUCCGAAUGACCUUGACUUGUUGUCGGUGUCGUCGUCGCCAAAACUCGUCCCUUGUUCCACCGGGUAUAACGUCAUCGGCACGUAAUAGAAGCUCUAUUCCUCGCACUGAAAGGUUCACCAUGAACACGGUGACUAUAAAACAACCCGGAUGGAUUACGUCCCCUAGAUAUUCAACCGGAAGUGAGAAAGGGAAUCAUAUACGGAUAACAUCUACUCGAUAAAUCUAACUGGUCCUGCACAGAACAGAGUUAUUGUAGUCAAUUGUUGAUUUUUUCUUUUUUAUCGACUGCUGUAAAAUAAAGGUUGAUUUUUGUUUGGUUAAAACUAUUUUAACGGUUAGAAACAUUUCGAAAUGAAAAGAAGUAGCUUUUCGAUGAAAGCUAAACAUUGUGUAAACUAUUCAGGCACUAACAGAAAUCAUGUGCUCGUUCAUCCUGAUGCAGAUGUAUCUAGAUAUAUUUUAUAUUUGUAAAUUUAUCAAGACGUAUCGGUCAGCUCCGUGCUUCACUACUCAGUCUAACGGAAGUGCGAAUAUUAAAUCUACCGGAAGUGAGAAUAUUACUUCAUCGUCUACGUAUAUUUGAUUAAUCAACCGGAUGUAGGGAUUCGUGACUGGUCAGAGGCUGGACAAAUAAAGUGACCGUCUGUCUUUGACAUCAGAGGAGGUUGACCGUUACAGUCCCAGACGAUAACCGGGAGUGUCUCAAACGUUACCAAUGUAUAUCGAAUUUCUAAAUGGAAGAGGAAAUUGCGUGUCCGGAAUCAGGACCGGAACUACGAACACAUUCAUUAUUCAUAACCUUUAUAGUGCAGGACCUUUUUAUGUAACUAGGCCACUUAAGGUCGUUUUCUAUCUCCUUGCAAAUUUACGAAAGCAAGGCACGUGUGAACAUAAUGUGUUAUUGUAAGAAUCCAGAACACUCGAUAUCUAAUUAAAAAAUAGUGAAGAAAUACAUGUAUAGUUAACUGAAGCCAGGUUAAAUGUCAAUUUGAAAAGUUUCUGUAGAAGACACUCUCGCUGAUGUUGUAUAUUAGAAGCCCCCAGAUAUUUACCAUCACAGACCGUUAACAGAUUAAUGCUUGCAUGUCAUUAAGACCAUGCUAGCGCAAGUAACAGGUUGUUUUGAUAAGUGUGUGUGUCAGUCAGGCAUCCAGUAUAUUGAGGGCUGGUACAUGUCAUAAUAUAUAUAUAUAAUAUAUAUGGAAAUCGACAGACGGAAUUAUAUUAGGCAGAGUAAUGGAGAGAUGGGAUUAUAUUCGACAGAGUAAUUGAGAGAUGGACUAAUAUUCAGUAGAAUAAUGGAGGGAUAGAAAUAUUUUCAGCAGAAAAUUAAGAUAUUGAAUUAUAUUCCACAGAUCAAUGGAGAUGGGAUUGUUUUGGCAGAGAAAUUGAAAGAUAGAAUAAUUUUCGACAAUAAAUGGAGAGAUGAGAUUGUAUUCAACUGAAUAAUGGAGAGAUGGAAUCAUAUUCUACAGAGUAAUGGAAAUAUUGAACGAUAUUCUACAGAGAAAUUGAGAGAUAGGAUUAUAUUUCACAGAGAGAUGGAGAUAUGUAGGAUAUCAUUCAAAAUAAUUUAGUGAUGUAGUUAUAUACAUUAUGCAAGCGGAGGGAUGGAUUUAUAUUGUAUAGACCUACAAAGAUGGACUGUAGUAACACAGAUUAACAGGUACUCUCUGUUAUGCUGGAUGAUUAAAGGGACACCGAAUAUAUGCUUUACUAAGGUAUGAGAAGAUAUCAUGCAUACUUUACAUUGUACAAACAGGACAAACAUGAAUGUUAGAGUACUAGUCUGUCUAACGGAGAAAGGCAUUCCACAAAAAUGGGUGUAUGGUAGGCGUGUUUCAAAACGCAAGAUUGGAUAAUGCAAUAUCAUUAAAGAAGCAAACAAGUGGGUUAUCGCAUUUCUUUGAGAGACUGUGGUAUAGAAUUGCAAUUUGAGAUUUAAUGUACAUUUCAAAGAUAUCAGACACGGAGUAUGAAUUACCACAGCGUAGAGAUGGGCAUGCAUUUCACUGGGUGAUCAAAUGUACCAAUUAUGAAGUAACUGAGAUGUUGGUACGUCAUUAUUCAUAAUACAAAUCAGAGGGAUAUUAUGAGCUACCUAAUUAGUCAGCGUAGAGAUCGGUAUAAAUAUUUUUUCACUGAGUGAACAACUCAUAAAGUAACUGAGUUGUUGGUACGUUAUUAUUCAUAAGAUAAAUAAGAGGGUUAUUGUGAGGUACCUCAGUUAGGGUAAAGAUGAGUAUGUAUUUCUCUGAAAAAUCAGAUGUACUACUCGUAAGUGACUCAGAUGUUAGUACGUCAUAAUUUAUUAUAUAAACAAGAGGAUUACUAUGAUGUAAUAUCAUGUCCCUUAUAUAGAUACCUUACAAGUAUACAUAUAUAUAUAUAAUUAUUAUUGAGGUAUAUGCAUAUUGUAUUAUUUAUGUAUCAAAAUGUAUAUUUUAUUACAUGCAGAAAUUGAUUUGAACAAUUAUGAUGAAACAGAGUUUCAGUAUAAUGGCGAUAUUGUUCACUGCAGAAAUGUAGCUUUUGUCUAGCUUAAAUAUUUAGUCCUUAUUCAACUACGCCACGUUGAUGUUUGUACAAUUUUAUGAAAUCAGUCUCCCAUAUCGGUCAUAUCGUAAUUGAAAUGCAUUUAUCAGAUUUAAAAGGGAACUCAAAGAAAUUAUGUUCUUAGACUUAAGAUAAACAAUAACUGCAUAUUUUAAGACAUAUAACCAUUUCAGAAUAUCUGUUUUUACGUUCAGUAAGCUAUUUACAAUAGCUGGUUUAUGCAGCAAGCUAUGUUAUAUAAUCCAAGUGUAUAUGCUUUCAUCUUUUUAUUGAGUUUUCUUUUAAUUUGAAAUUAUUUUAUAUUAUAUCCCGGGAAAUGAUAUAUAUAUUUUACUGGAGUAUUUCCCCUUCAUUAUUCACAAUAACGGUUGUAUUGUAGCCAUUCUAUGAGACAUUUAUAAUAUGAGAAGAUAUAUUG
Molecule: messenger RNA, 4720 nt
Organism: Pecten maximus
Lineage: Eukaryota; Metazoa; Mollusca; Bivalvia; Pectinida; Pectinidae
Product: orexin receptor type 2-like
Exons: 5
Coding region: 698-1966 (422 amino acids)
Biological process (GO): G protein-coupled receptor signaling pathway
Cellular component (GO): membrane
Molecular function (GO): G protein-coupled peptide receptor activity
Source: RefSeq, a predicted model, not a curated record